CUCAAAAGUUGAGAGGGAUGCAUGCAUGGAUUUGAAUUCAAGCUAUCAAUUUCACAACAUCACAACAAGCUAGACAGCCCUCUCAGGCUGUGUUUUAGAAUUAGACAAAUUGACCAUUCAUUAGAAUUGCCAUAGUUUAUAACACAAGUUAUAUUUACUCGUAUUUUGUUCACACUGUCAGCUUUGUGUUUGCACAACUUUAAAGCUAGGGAGCUUGCCAGAAUUAGGGUGAUCUCUCCACGAAAUGAAAGCGGGCGGUAAGUAUCUAUCGGACUCAAUUAGCUAGCGUGUGAAUGUGUUAUCUAUCUAGCUAAACAUUUAAACGUUUUAGUCAGAAACCUGUUUCAGCUUAUACAAUUUAGGUUAGAGAACUUGCACUGUGUAAGAGUGAAUAACAUGAACAGUUUAUAGCUACAGUAGCUAACUGACUUGGUAACGUUAGCUGCUAACUAGCCUGCUAGCUAGCUAUCUAUUCUGGUUUGCUAAUGUAAUGAUGGCUGGUUAGCUAGCUAGCUACUACUGGUACCCAGCUUGGUGCCAGUACUAGAGCCAGUCGUUAAUUCAGUGGCUAACGUUAUAAAUGUGCCUUAUUUGAAAAUAGAGCAUUCGUAACAUUUAUAUCAUAGUUAACUACGUUGUAAAGUCAAUACCUUUGUGUGGUUUUGAAAGCGACGCAAAUAGAUAAUUCAUGUUUUUGGAUUUGACUGAAAUAAGAAGCUUUACAGUUGCUUGUAAGUGAACGUAGGUUUGAGGAGGGAAAUUUGGGCGCUGAGUUAAACUGAGCUCAAACAUUAGGCAGAACUCGGCCAGCUAACUUAAUUAGUCAAAAUAGAUUCCAUUGGUUAUAACUACCGAUAUAUCAUGCAAUUAUUAAUUAUAUCUAACUGGGUCACUUUUGCCUGUUUUGAUUUAGUUUGAGCCAGCAAGCUGUAGCAACCGUUAACUGACAUUCAGGUUGGAAUUACUGUUUCUGGUGCAGCACAUAGAUGAGAACUGUAAACAAAUACUAUUGAAUAAACAGUGUCUGAAACAUUGUCAGUAGUAAACGGUGUCCCACAGUUAGGAUGAAGACUAAAUGUAUGGGGGCACUGUGAGUAAGAGUCAGUUUAGUUGGAGAGUCAGUUGAGUAGGAAAGAGGGACGUUUUUUGCAUUUGAUGGUUAUCUGUAUCUAAAAUGGCAAGAGUGAUUAAAUUUUUUAUUUCUCCCUCUUUUUCCUUUCUUCUUUAGUGCUACACUGUCGUUGUUCCAAAUGCUUCACGGUUCCAGCACGGAAGCGGAUCCGUAAGCGUGUUCCAGGCCUGACACUGCUGUCUCUACCCGAAGAGGUGCUUCUGUGUGUGCUCCAAUGCCUCUCUGCUGAGGACCUGUUGGCUGUCAGAGCUGUAAGUCACACAAACACACAGUCUUGUUUAACUAACGUUGUGGCGACAUACAAUUCAGGCCCAUUCAAAAUCCCAUUUUCCCUAACAUUAACCUGAAAACCAAAUGUUUGUUUGUUUUUAAUAUUCUUGUGGUGACUUCUGGUCCCCACAAGUAUAGUUAAACACGUCCACAUACACACACCUAAAACACACGCCUAAAACACACUCACACUCCUAAAACACUCACACACACACUCAAACAAUUGAACAGCCUCUGGAGUACACAUAUCAUUUGAGCGAGUCUCUUCUGAACAUCUUGUCACCACCUGAAUUGGUGAGUCACAAUGUGUGUCAGUCUCCUCUUAUAUACACCUCCUUUAGCAUGUAUAAGGAAUGUUAUGUUUACUCAGUUAUUGAAAGGAAGAAGAACAUGCAUAGAGGAUUGCCAUGUUGGAGGCUAACUGAGGCAUUUGGUUGUUAUCUCCCAGGUACACUCUCAGCUCUGUGACAUCAUUGAUAACCACUCCAGUGUUUGGGCCCGGGUCAGUUUCAGGGAUACCUGGCCAUCCCCCAACACAGUCUGGCUCUUUGAGAGGUAGGAUAGACUCCUCCCACACCCCAACCAUGCCCUCAACUCUGUACAUCUUCCAAUAUGUUAGUUUCACAUCAGGGAGACUGAAGGUCUGCAUACCCUAAUACGUUUCUCGAAUUCUGUCUCCUCUUUCAGGGCCGCAGAGAAGGGAAACUUUGAGGCAGCUGUGAAACUAGGGAUUGCAUAUUUGUACAAUGAAGGACGUAAGUCUCACUGCACUUGUCUUCCAUUGUUUCUCACUGAAUUGGUUAUGAGGUUGAUCACUGAUUGACAUUGACCAAAUCACUUAAUAAAUUCCUGUAUAAUAAUCACCCUCUUCUCUGUCCCAGCGUUGCUGAGUGACGAAGGGCGGGCCGACGUGUGCGGCCGGAAGGCAUCCCAGUUCUUCAGCCUGGCGGAGAGCCUGCGUUCCCCUACCGCCGACCCCUUCAUCUGGGUGUUCAUCCGUCCGCCCUGGUCCCCCACUGGGAGCUGCUGCAAGGCUGUGGUGUUCGAUAGGCUCAAGGCCGAGUGUGAAACCAAUGUGGUAAGUGGUUACCAGGCUAGGCCUGGUUGAGCUUGGCUGGAGGAGAUGGGCAGCCAUAGACACAGCCAACCUCAGCAACCAUCACUGUCAUCUCCCUUGGUUCCUAUUGGAUAAAAGUUUAGUCUAAUAUCCUGGAUACAAAUUAGAGGGCUGUUUUACCCAUAGAAAUACAGUGGGGAGAACAAGUAUUUGAUACACUGCCGAUUUUGCAGGUUUUCCUACUUACAAAGCAUGUAGAGGUCUGUAAUUUUAAUCAUAGGUACACUUCAACUGUGAGAGACGGAAUCUAAAACAAAAAUCCAGAAAAUCACAUUGUAUAAUUUUUAAGUAAUUAAUUUGCAUUUUAUUGCAUGACAUACGUAUUUGAUCACCUACCAACCAGUAAGAAUUCCAGCUCUCACAGACCUGUUAGUUUUUCUUUAAGAAGCCCUCCUGUUCUCCACUCAUUACCUGUAUUAACUGCACCUGUUUGAACUCGUUACCUGUAUAAAAGACACCUGUCCACACACUCAAUCAAACAGACUCCAACCUCUCCACAAUGGCCAAGACCAGAGAGCUGUGUAAGGACAUCAGGGAUAAAAUUGUAGACCUGCACAAGGCUGGGAUGGGCUACAGGACAAUAGGCAAGCAGCUUGGUGAGAAGGCAACAACUGUUGGCGCAAUAAUUAGAAAAUGGAAGAAGUUCAAGAUGACGGUCAAUCACCCUCGGUCUGGGGCUCCAUGCAAGAUCUCACCACGUGGGGCAUCAAUGAUCAUGAGGAAGGUGAGGGAUCAGCCCAGAACUACACGGCAGGACCUGGUCAAUGACCUGAAGAGAGCUGGGACCACAGUCUCAAAGAGAACCAUUAGUAACACACUACGCCGUCAUGGAUUAAAAUCCUGCAGCGCACACAAGGUCCCCCUGCUCAAGCCAGCGCAUGUCUAGGCCCGUCUGAAGUUUGCCAAUGACCAUCUGGAUGAUUCAGAGGAGGAAUGGGAGAAGGUCAUGUGGUCUGAGACAAAAAUAGAGCUUUUUGGUCUAAACUCCACUCGCGGUGUUUGGAGGAAGAAGAAGGAUGAGUACAACCCCAAGAAAACCAUCCCAACCGUGAAGCAUGGAGGUGGAAACAUCAUUCUUUGGGAAUGCUUUUCUGCAAAGGGGACAGGACGACUGCACCGUAUUGAGGGGAGGAUGGAUGGGGCCAUGUAUCGCGAGAUCUUGGCCAACAACCUCCUUCCCUCAGUAAGAGCAUUGAAGAUGGGUCGUGGCUGGGUCUUCCCGCAUGACAACGACCCGAAAGAAGCAUCUCAAGGUCCUGGAGUGGCCUAGCCAGUCUCCAGACCUUAACUCAAUAGAACAUCUUUGGAGGGAGCUGAAAGUCCGUAUUGCCCAGCGACAGCCCCGAAACCUGAAGGAUCUGGAGGUCUGUAUGGAGGAGUGGGCCAAAAUCCCUGCUGCAGUGUGUGCAAACCUGGUCAAGACCUACAGGAAACGUAUGAUCUCUGUAAUUGCAAAAAAAGGUUUCUGUACCAAAUAUUAAGUUCUGCUUUUCUGAUGUAUCAAAUACUUAUGUCAUGCAAUAAAAUGCAAAUUAAUUACUUAAAAAUCAUACAAUGUGAUUUUCUGGAUUUUUGUUUUAGAUUCUGUCUCACAGUUGAAGUGUACCUAUGAUAAAAAUUACAGACCUCUACAUGCUUUGUAAGUAGGAAAACCUGCAAAAUCGGCAGUGUAUCAAAUACUUGUUCUCCCCACUGUAUAUAAUGAGGAAUGUUGAUUCUGUUUCUAUGGUUGUACCUUCCUGGUUCAUUCACUCAGAACUGUCCAUCGUCUAUCUAUCCAUUAUCAACACUGAUUAAGAUGUGUAAAGCUGGCAGGUAGCCUAGCAUUUAAGAGCGUUGUGCCAGUAACCGAAAGGUCGCUGUAUCGAAUCCCUGAGCCGACUAGGUGAAUGUGCCCUUGAGCAAGGCACUUAACCCUAAUUGCUUCUGUAAGUCGCUCUGGGUAAGAGCGUCUGCUAAAUUACUUAAAUGUAUGCAUCUAAUACUGCAUGGGAAGAAAGGCGAGAUGGAUUGGGGAAACAUGUUGCCAAAAAUAGUCUGCCGAAGGCCUACUAGACCUUGGUAGUGAAGACAAAUGGGGAGAGACUGUAAUGCUGCUUUGUGCAACGGUGUGUCUCGCCCCCCAUUUAUUUAUGACCAACAGGCACCGCCAGAAAUGUCCAUCCCUUAUAGCCUGUUUUUGCCUGUCCUCUCUUGUUGUGCCCUGCAUGUAUCACCUAUGUUUUGUCCAGCGAUUUUGUAAAUAGAUGGGCAUGUCUUCUUUGCUCAUUGGAAUGAAUGGACUUUAAUGAAAACUCCAGUGUUUCUAUAAAAAUAGUGAAAUGUUUUGUAGACGAUAUGGUUGCGCUCUAACAAUGAUUUUAUUAGGCAACAUUUUCACAUUUUGCCGUUGUAAUUUUUUAUAGGAGAGGAGGGGACCGUUGCUGCACUGUCUGGCCAGAGUCCUCCAGCUUUUUGAUGUAAGUGCACACACACACCUCUGCGAUUCUUUCCAGAAAGGCACAGGUGUUGCAGUGUGGUGAUUUUUUUUUGUAGUAACAGCUGUCUUCCAUUUCUAUGGUAACCAAACCACCACACAGUUCCAGUUAGUUUCUGAUGAGGCUGUGAAGGCACCGUCACACUAUAGGCAGCCCUGCUAGUCAUCAGCCCAGAUGGGAUAAAUGUUGUUUUAUACGUACACACAUUCACACUCACAAAAUAUAUAUUAAUUAUUAUUAUGAUGGGCUGGUCUUGACUAACAUACUGCAUACUCAGAACCCUGUGUUACAUAUCCAGUAGGCCUUGUGCUGGAUAGAGAGGAGUAUUUAAUAUGCUGUGUGAAACAUCCAAUAUUGAAAACAUGGUUUAAUGUGUGUGUGUUUCAGGAGGAUGACAAGCGCUCCGAGGCCCUGACAUUACUAGAAGAGUCGUCUCAGUCGGGCUGUCUACAGAGCUCUUACCUGCUGUGGGAACAUAACCGUAAAACCGCAGUGAGUUUCACUCCUCUCUGGUUGUCCCCAUCUCAAAAGGCUUUGUUUAUGUUACAAUGUAUGUUGUGUAGCUAAAGGUUGUAAAAUGUGAUGGGAAACCCAUGUGUUGUGUUGAUGUAAGUGUCGGGUAAGUAAAAAAACGACCUCAUAACUUACUGUGGUUCUGUGCUGUCUCUUCUCAGAUGGCGGACCCAGGCAGGUACCUCCAGUUCAUACGCACGCUCAGGGACUACGCAGCCAAAGGAUGCUGGGAGGCACAGGUGUGUGUCUAUUUGGCUUCGUUUACACAGACAGGCCAAUUCUGAUAAAUUCUGAUCUUUAAUAAAAAAAGAUCUGAUUGGUCAAAAGAACAAUUAGUGGAAAAAGGUCAGAAUUGGUCUGUCUGUGUAAACGCAGCCUUGGUGUGUGUUUACGGAGAGAGAGACUCCUCUAUAUCCAAUGGCAUAGACAUGAUAAUGUAUCCAUUGACUGUAACAGGCAGUCCAAAUCUACACACAAACAAAAUCUAUGGUUUUGUUUAUUCUCCCAACCAAUUAAAGUGGAUGAGUCAUUGAGGCUGUUACUGAGCACAGGUGAUGUUUAAUUACAUUUGCCCUCCUGUCCAGCUUGCUUGGCAAGCCUGGCAUGACUUUUGACCUGUGCCCUUUGACCCUCUCUAUCUCUCUGUGUGUAUGUGUGCGUCCAGCUGUCCCUGGCCAAGGUGUGCAGCAGUGACAACCCGCUGGGUCUGGAGCAGAGGGCCUGUGCCGACCUUGUGGCCCAGCUGUUUCGCUCCUGUCCCCCCGUGCCCCGACGCAGGGCAGAGGAGGUGCUCCGACAGGGCAUCAAUGACACUAUGAGGUAACAUACCGGUUUGGUCUGGAACUGACGCUGAAGAUCACUUGACUCUGUACCAAUUGAGUUGUUUUAUCAAUUUUGGUUAAGGGCGAAGAUUCUUAGUCUGAGGUGGCUUUCAAAAUUCUAAGCACUCUUUCUCAUGCAAUUUACUACCAUAACCACACAUUUUUCUAGGUACGUAACAGUAUGAGUCUCUCUCUCCCGUCCCUCUCCUCUCCCCUCUCUAGGUACAUAACAGUAGGAAUCUCUCUCUCCCACCCCUCUCCUCUCCACUCUCUAGGUACAGUGCCUUGCAAAAGUAUUCAUCCCCUUGGCAUUUUUCCUAUUUUGUUGCAUUACCACCUGUAAUUUAAAUAUAUUUUUAUUUGGAUUUCAUGUAAUGGAGAUGCACAACAUAGUCCCAAUUGGUGAAGUGAAAAAAAUAAAACUUGUUUCAAAUAAUUCAAAAAAAUACAUAACGGAAAAGUGGUGUGUGCAUAUGUAUUCACCCCCUUUGCUAUGAAGCCCCUAAAUAAGAUCUGGUGCAACCAAUUACCUUCAGAAGUCACAUAAUUAGAUUGCACACAGGUGGACUUUAUUUAACUAAGUGUCACAUGAUCUGUCACAUGAUCUCAGUGUAUAUAUACACCUGUUCUGAAAGGCCCCAGAGUCUGCAACACCACUAAGCAAGGGGCACCACCAAGCAAGCGGCACAUUGAAGACCAAGGAGCUCUCCAAACAGGUCAGGGACAAAGUUGUGGAGAAGUACAGGGUUGUGUUAUAAUUAUUUUUAUCCGAAACUUUGAACAUCCCACGGAGCACCAUUAUUAAAAAUGGAAAGAAUAUUGCACCACAACAAACCUGCCAAGAGAGGGCCGCCCACCAAAACUCACGGCCCAGGCAAGGGAGGGUAUUAAUCAGAGGCAACAAAGAGACCAAAGAUAACCCUGAAGGAGCUGCAAAGCUCCACAGCGGAGAUUGGCGUAUCUGUCCAUAGGACCACUUUAAGCCGUACACUCCACAGAGCUGGGCUUUACGGAAGAGUGGCCUGAAAAAGCCAUUGCUUAAAGAAAAAAUAAGUAAACACAUUUGGUGUUCGCCAAAAGGCAUGUGGGAGACUCCCCAAACAUAUGGAAGAAGGUACUCUGGUCAGAUGAGACAAAAAUUGAUCUUUUUGACCAUCAAGGAAAACGCUAUGUCUGGCGCAAAUGCAACUCCUCUCAUCACCCCGGGAACACCAUCCCCACAGUGAAGCAUGGUGGUGGCAGCAUCAUGCUGUGGGGAUGUUUUUCAUCGGCAGGGACUGGGAAACUGGUCAGAAUUGAAGGAAUGAUGGAUGGCACUAAAUACAGGGAAGUUCUUGAGGGAAACCUGUUUCAGUCUUCCAGAGAUUUGAGACUGGGACGGAGGUUCACCUUCCAGCAGGACAAUGACCCUAAGCAUACUUCUAAAGCAACACUUGAGUGGUUUAAGGGGAAACAUUGAAAUAUCUUGGAAUGGCCUAGUCAAAGCCCAGACCUCAAUCCAAUUGAGAAUCUGUGGUAUGACUUAAAGAUUGCUGUACACAAGCGGAACCCAUCCAACUUGAAGGAGCUGGAGCAGUUUUGCCUUGAAGAAUGGGCAAAAAUCCCAGUGGCUAAUUGCUGCAAAAGGUGGCUCUACAAAGUAUUGCUUUUUUUUUUUGGGGGGGGGGGGGUGAAUAGUUAUGCACGUUUUCUUUUUUUUCUUUUUUCUUGUUUGUUUCACAAUCAAAAAAAUAUUUUGCAUCUUCAGUGGUAGGCAUGUUGUGUAAAUCAAAUUAUACAAACCCCCCCCAAAAAAAUUCAAUUGUAAUUCCAGUUUGUAAUGCAACAAAAUAGGAAAAAUGCCAUGGGGGGUGAAUACUUUAGCAAGCCACUGUACAUAAGUGUUCCCCCCCCCCCCCCCUCUUCUCUAGGUACAUAACAGUAUUCAUCUCUCUCUCUCCCAUCAACCUCUCUAGAUACAUCCUGGUGGACUGGCUGGUGGAGGUAACCACCAUGAAGGACUUCUCCAGCCUGACCCUCCACGUGACGGUGAGCUGCGUGGACCGCUACCUGGCCCUGCGCUCUGUACCCAAGGCCCGCCUGCAGCUGCUGGGCAUCGCCUGCAUGGUCGUCUGCACGCGGUACGAGACAGAAAAACGCUGUAUGUGGAUGUAGCAUGAUUAUGGUUGCAACAUUCUUGUAAUUUUCCCAGAAUUCACAGGUUUUCCAGAAAUCCUGGUUGGAGAAUUCUGGUUUUCCUGCUUAUUCCUUCCUGAUUUUGGGAAAGUAACUGGAAUUGUGCAACCCUAAGCAUGAUACAAACUGGUCUGUAUUUGAUCCUCUAUGUAAUCUGCCCCGAUGAUGUACUUCUGUAUUCACUUGAUCAGCUUUGGCUAAAGGCUCGAGCUGAAGUGCAAUAAAAAAUCUUUCUGAGGGGUUUUCAAUAUUCAGAGUUCUAUUUAUUGGACUAGUUCAGGUAGUUCCUCCGUGUUUGUCUGUUUUCUUCAGUUUGGUGCCUAAUGAAUACGACCCACGUCUCUCUCUAGGUACAUCAGUAAGGACAUCCUGACCAUCCGGGAGGCGGUGUGGCUCACAGACAACACCUACAAGUAUGAGGACCUUGUCCGCAUGAUGGGGGAGGUCAUCUCUGUGCUGAAGGGCAAGAUCAGGGUGAGUGGAGUGGACACGCACCACACAUACAGCCACACACACGUAGUCUAUACUCCUCUUCUGUAAACAUUUUAUAAUCUGCCCCAAUGAUGGCUUCUGUAUUCGUUUCAUCAGCUUGGGCUAAAGGCCUCUGUUGAGGGGUUUUCAAAAUUCACAACAGUCUUGGCUGUUGAAGUCUUGUUGUAGUCCUGUCUAGUCAUUGUAUUUCUAUGGGUUUAACUCAUUUGGUGUUGUGCCUCUGCAGACUCCCACCCUGCUGGACUACGGCCAGGUGCUGCUGUCUCUGUUACCCCUAGAGAGGCUCAGUAUCCACAUGUUCAGCUACUUGUGUGAGCUCACCCUGCUCUACUCAGCCCUCACUACAUACUCCUCAGCCCACCUGGCCAACGCCACCCUGCUGCUCACACGGGCACUGCACCACUACGGUAAGGCGGGUGAACACGCGGUCUACGGCUGUGUCCCAAAUGGCACAUAGGGCACUAUAUAGUGAAUGGGGUGCCAUUUGGGACACGGCCCGUUUGUCUUCUACACACUGUCUGUUUGUCUACAAACUGAUAUGUAAUCUGCCCCGAUGAUGUACUUCUGUAUUCACUUGAGCUGAAGUGCAACAAAAAAAUCUUUCUGGGGACGUCUUCAAAAUUGAGAGUUAUCUACAGUGAGGGAAAAAAGUAUUUGAUCCCCUGCUGAUUUUGUACGUUUGCCCACUGACAAAGAAAUGAUCAGUCUGUAAUUUUAAUGGUAGGUUUAAUUGAACAGUGAGAGACAGAAUAACAACAAAAAAAUCCAGAAAAACGCAUGUCAAAAAUGUUAUAAAUUGAUUUGCAUUUUAAUGAGGGAAAUAAGUAUUUGACCCCCUCUCAAACAGAAAGAUUUCUGGCUCCCAGGUGUCUUUUAUACAGGUAACGAGCUGAGAUUUGGAGCCCACUCUUAAAGGGAGUGCUCCUAAUCUCAGUUUGUUACCUGUAUAAAAGACACCUGUCCACAGAAGCAAUCAAUCAAUCAGAUUCCAAACUCUCCACCAUGGCCAAGACCAAAGAGCUCUCCAAGGAUGUCAGGGACAAGAUUGUAGACCUACACAAGGCUGGAAUGGGCUACAAGACCAUCGCCAAGCAGCUUGGUGACAAGGUGACAACAGUUGUUGUGAUUAUUAGCAAAUGGAAGAAACACAAAAGAACUGUCAAUCUCCCUCGGCCUGGGGCUCUAUGCAAGAUCUCACCUCGUGGAGUUGCAAUGAUCAUGAGGUCUGUGAGGAAUCAGCCCAGAACUACACGGGAGGAUCUUGUCAAUGACCUCAAGGCAGCUGGGACCAAUGUCACCAAGAAAACAAUUGGUAACACACUACGCCGUGAAGGACUGAAAUCCUGCAGCGCCCGCAAGGUCCCCCUGCUCAAGAAAGCACAUAUACAGGCCCUUCUGAAGUUUGCCAAUGAACAUCUGAAUGAUUCAGAGGAGAACUGGGUGAAAGUGUUGUGGUCAGAUGAGACCAAAAUCGAGCUCUUUGGCAUCAACUCAACUUGCCGUGUUUGGAGGAGGAGGAAUGCUGCCUAUGACCCCAAGAACACCAUCCCCACCGUCAAACAUGGAGGUGGAAACAUGCUUUGGGGGUGUUUUUCUGCUAAGGGGACAGGACAACUUCACCGCAUCAAAGGGACGAUGGACGGAGCCAUGUACCGUCAAAUCUUGGGUGAGAACUUCCUUCCCUCAGCCAGGGCAUUGAAAAUGGGUCGUGGAUGGGUAUUCCAGCAUGACAAUGACCCAAAACACACGGCCAAGGCAACAAAGGAGUGGCUCAAGAAGAAGCACAUUAAGGUCCUGGAGUGGCCUAGCCAGUCUCCAGACCUUAAUCCCAUAGAAAAUCUGUGGAGGGAGCUGAAGGUUCGAGUUGCCAAACGUCAGCCUUGAAACCAUAAUGACUUGGAGAAGAUCUGCAAAGAGGAGUGGGACAAAAUCCCUCCUGAGAUGUGUGCAAACCUGGUGGCCAACUACAAGAAACGUCUGACCUCUGUGAUUGCCAAUAAGGGUUUUGCCACCAAGUACUAAAUCAUGUUUUGCAGUGGGGUCAAAUACUUACUUAUUUCCCUCAUUAAAAUGCAAAUCAAUUUAUAACAUUUUUGACAUGCAUUUUUCUGGAUUUUUGUUGUUAUUCUGUCUCUCACUGUUCAAAUAAACCUACCAUUAAAAUUAUAGACUAAUCAUGUCUUUGUCAGUGGGCAAAUGUACAUAAUCAGCAGGGGAUCAAAUCCUUUUUUCCCUCACUGUAAGUGCUGUAUCCCCAGUCCCAAGGGAGUUGCUGAACAACCAUACAUGACACACACACUGUUGACCUAGGUUUUCAAACACCCCUAGAGCAGUGGUAUUCAAAUAUUUUCAGCAGGGACUCCGUUUAUUUCCCACCAGAAGUUCUGGGGACCCAUUUUUUCCCAAAAGAAUUUCUCGCAACCCACAUUUUUAUGACGACCCCACUGCAGUUCCCCGCGACCUGACUUUGAAUACCACUGCCUUAGAGUCUAGCUGUAGUUCAUCAGCUUCUCAUUAAGACUUCUGAGGCAUUAUUUUAUUAUUUGCUGAACAGUUGGACGUCAUAUCAGUAUUAAUGCUCUAGUGUAGUUUAUCCUUGACCCCUGCUCUAGUGUAUGUCCUUGACCCCUGCUCUAGUUUAUAUCCUUGACCCCUGCUCUAGUUUAUGUCCUUGACCCCUGCUCUAGUUUAUGUCCUUGACCCCUGCUCUAGUUUAUGUCCUUGACCCCUGCUCUAGUUUAUGUCCUUGACCCCUGCUCUAGUUUAUGUCCUUGACCCCUGCUCUAGUUUAUGUCCUUGACCCCUGCUCUAGUUUAUGUCCUUGACCCCUGCUCUAGUUUAUGUCCUUGACCCCUGCUCUAGUUUAUAUCCUUGACCCCUGCUCUUUUCCUUGACCCCUGCUCUAGUUUAUGUCCUUGACCCCUGCUCUAGUUUAUGUCCUUGACCCCUGCUCUAGUUUAUUUCCUUGACCCCUGCUCUAGUUUAUAUCCUUGACCCCGGCUCUAGUUUAUAUCCUUGACCCCUGCUCUAGUUUGUCCUUGACCCCUGCUCUAGUUUAUGUCCUUGACCCCUGCUCUUCCCCUCCUCUCUCUGCAUUGCAGCUCCCAUCUGGCCCAUCCAGCUGGCUGAGUAUACAGGCUUCUCCAAGCAGGACCUGGUCCCCUGCGCUGUACUACUCUAUGUCAAGUGGUAAGUUAUACUACAUACCACGGAGAUCACUAUUACAGGUUAUAAAACAGUUAUAUAUGGAAUUCAAUGUUAUAUACAUACUAGAUACACUGGCUAAUGUUAGUCUGGGUCAGAGUCCAGAAAGUCUACUACCUCUAGUAUAUCUUUGUCCCCCUCUCUCUUGUACUGUUCUUUCUCCAACAUUUAUUCCUUCUCUAUUUCUCUCCCUUGUAAAUCCAAUGUCUGACAAGCAAGGGGUGCUCGCUGGCUUGACUCUGUUCUGAUGAGUGUUACCUAGGUGAUAGAGUAACAUGGGAGGGGGGGGGGGGGGUGUAUAGGAGUGCUAGCUGUGAAAGCAAAACACACAACCCUCACCCCACUGCUACAAAUACACAGUAAAAGUUGAUUGGCUAGAGAGAUUUGACCUUAGGUCUUCAAGCUGAUAGUUCCACGAUGUUAGCAAUUACAUAGAGAAAAGAAAGUCCUCCAUACUGCAACUGCCAGUAUGGCUUGUUUUAUUAAGUUUACACAUCGUCCAGCCUUAGUCUGAGAUCUUUUGUGACCAUUCAUUGUUGACUACAACUGAAACCCAGCUGUUUCUAUUGAAGCUUGUCUGGUGGUUGUGGUAGUAAACAACCUUGUUAGCAUGCAAGGCUAGCUGUGGUGAGUAUCAAUAGCCCCUCUUCCUGGAGAUCCCCAUUGUUCCUCAGCAGGCCCAUCCUGCUAGCAAUUAGUAUUCUAGCAAUUAGCAUUUCCCCCCUUUUUCGGGUUGUUACUAGUUAACACAGCCACAAAGCCAUAAACCCUGCCUAUUUCAGAUUUUAAGAAGAUACACUUAACCUUAACCCACACUGCUAACCUUGUGCCCAAUCCUAACCGUAAAUGAUUUUUUGCGAUGUAGCUAAUUUUUGACUUUGUGGCUGUGUUAUCUAGUGGCAACUCUUUUUCGGGGAAGCAGCAAUGGGGGAAUAACUAAGACGGAGGGUUAGUUGUGCUAAUUCACUAGGCGAUAAUUAACGCUGUCAGCUAACUGCUAACCCUCCACAGACUCUCCUGGAGGUUCCCUUUGACAGCUCAUCACCUGCUGCUCUGGGUUUGAUUAGCCGGGCCUGUUGGAUAGGAGGAUCAGGCAGAUGGGAAUGCAACAGGCGUUUAGCUCCUAUUGAGUAAUUAGCCAAUUAGAGCAAAUCAUUAGCUUGAUUUUUUUUUUUUAAUACUUAACUUGGAGUCUUCAUUAGGGGAAAAAGGCAACGUUAACGUACAUGCAGCUGUGUUCUUUAGAACGUGUUUGUGCAAAGACAACUUGAUAUAACUUACUGAGAUGUUUUUUUCGUUCCUCGGUUCAUUUUCCACACACGGUAGUCAAUGUGAAGUGCUAUUUAAAUGACUGCUACAGUAGAUUUCAUUAUUACCAUCUGAAGUGCUCUUUGGGCACCAUUACUGUGGGACCCCCUGCAGGUCAGAAAGGUAGCAGUUCUGAUGAAUGCCUUGCUUCUUUUCAAUACGAGUGUGAUUUCCAGCAGGCGAGGAAUGCCAAUCUCUAUAGUGAUUUUAUUUGAAGAGGUGAAAGGUGGUGUUUUGGUCCUCUUAGCCCUUUGAUCAGACUGGGUUUGUUCUCGGUGUGUGCUUGUGUGUGGCAGGUUGUUAAGACUGCCCACUCACAACCUCCCCCCACCUCCCUCUCCUUCAUGGCACCGGCUGGAGGGCUGUCCGUUGCCGUCUCAUUAUAAAGCCAGUAAAAUACACCGACCGCUGUUUGUCGUUCACCGCACACGUACAGAGGCCAGCUCUUAACGUUCUGCGUUUUCCCUCCUGCAGUUCUUUGAGCACUCGUUGUAUUUCCACAGCCACUGUUGAAAAUCACAUGAAGUCACAUACUUAUAAAGACAAAUGAACCAAGUGGUGUGGCGAUGUCUUGGACUGUUGCUAGCCAGCGCUGCAGACAGACAAAUUGGACAAUGGUAUUGAUUAGAAGAUCAGGUUGGUUGUUUGUGGCUGUGUCCUAAAUGGCCUCCUAUUCUCUAGUGCACAUGUUUUCCAACGUAGUGCAAUGUGUAGGGAGUGGGAUGCAGACUGUUUAUCUGCUCGUGUUAAUCACGAUGUAGAUCAUCAUUAGCGAAGGGCCACAGUGACCAGGAUGCAGAGAGCCGUAGGGGUGGGGUGUUGGGAGGGAGCUGCACCUAGGGUUUGUGUGUGGCAGGGAGGGAGGGGGUGUGUGUGUGCGGGAUGGUUAGGUGUAAGGGUGGAUGUGCAUAUGGGAGGCUGCUGGGACUUUGGGUGUGUGUGUGUGGGGGGGGGGGGGGGGGGGGGGUGGGUGAUGACUCAUCCUGCACCAUACUUGUGUGAGUCAGACUAGUGAGAGGCACUGCACUUUAUCGACAACGUCCAAUUUUCAAACAGAAGGUAAUAUCAUAUACAGUGAGGGGGAAAAGUAUUGAUCCCUGCUGAUUUUGUACGUUGCCCACUGACAAAGACAUGAUCAGUCAUAAUUUUUAUGGUAGGUUAUUUGAACAGUGAGAGACAGAAUACAACAAAAUAUCCAGAAAAAUGCAUGUCAAAAUGUUAUAGAUUGAUUUGCAUUUAAUGGGGAAAUAGUAUUUGACCCCUCUGCAAACAUGACUUAGUAUCUGUGGCAAACCUUGUUGGCAAUCACAGAGGUCAGACGUUUCUUGUAGUGGCCACCAGGUUUGCACACACUCAGAGGGAUUUUGUCCACUCCUCUUUGCGAUCUUCUCCGUCAUUAAGGUUUUGAGGCUGAUUUGGCAACUUGACCUUCACUCCCUCCACAGAGUUUCUAUGAGAUUAGUCUAGAGACUGGCUAGUCCCUCCAGACCUUAAUGUGCUUCUUCUUGAUCCACUUGUUGCCUGGCUUGUUUGGCCUUGUCUCUGGAUACCCAUCCCGUUUUCAAUGCCUGGCUAGGGAAGAGGUCUCUUGACUGGCCCGUCCAUCGUCCCUUGAUGCGGACCUCCCUUACAUAAAACCCCCAAACAUAAUGUUUCCACCUCCUGUUUACUUUUCACCACUAACGCGCUCUGAUAAGAGCGUCGCUAGACGUAAUGUAAAUGGUCAUUGGAGAACAUAUGACGGAUGUUAACCACGCUCCUCUUGUUCUUCCUCCCUCUUCUUUCUCACUUCUUUCAACCUCCUUUUCUCUCUUUUUCUUCACCUCUCUCUUUCUCCUCUUGCUCUCUUUCACCUCUCUCUUUCUCCUCUUGCUCUCUUUCACCUCUCUCUCUCUCGCUCUCUUUCCUCUCUCUUCCUCUCCUCUCUCUGUCGCUUUCAGUAGGAUUUCCUUCACUCUCUCUUUCUACCUCACUUCUCUCGUCUCUGACAGCUUCAGUAAGGAUGUACCCAAAGACUACAGGCACAUGUCUCUGACAGGUGUCAAGCAGAGGUUUGAGGAUGAGGCCUACCAACACAUCAGCAAAGAAAAGGUGAGCUUGUCAUCUCCUCCUGACAUGGACUGUUGCUCUUUUCAAACUAGUAUGUCGACCCAAAGUGCACUGUGCUGGGCUGCUGGCCCGGAUAUUCUCCUUUUGGCUGUAGCGGUGUUGUGCUCAUUAGGACACCGUCGCAAAACUAGGGCUGGGAAUUGCAAUAGGAUAUUAUUACGAUACUUUGGUGCUGAUACGAUAUGUAUUGCGAUUCUCACGAUUCUUUAUGUAUUGCGGUUCGAUACUGUUGUUUUGUUGCGAUUUGAUGUUCCUAACAUAUAUUGGUCGCUAUAUGUCUGCUACAGAGAGAAUGAGUUUUGAUUAGCCAGGGAAAUAAAAGUGCUAAAAAAGAAAUAGAUGGGAGUGUCGUUACCUAAGUGUGUGUGUGAUAUAUAUGUAUUUAUACACAUACACUACAUACAUACAUACACUACAUUAACGUUCAAAAGUUUGGGGUCACUUAGAAAUGUCAUUUUUUUCGAAAGAAAAGCUAUUUUUUUGUCUAUUAAAAUAACAUCAAAUUGAUCAGAAAUACAGUGUAGACAUUGUUAAUGUUGUGAAUGGCUAUUGUAGCUGGAAACGGCAGAUUUUUAAUGGAAUAUCUACAUAGGCCCAUUAUCAGCAACCAUCAGUCCUGUGUUCCAAUGGCACGUUGUGUUUGCUAAUCCAAGUUUAUCAUUUUAAAAGGCUAAUUGAUCAUUAGAAAACCCUUUUGCAAUUAUGAUUUAAAGAAGCAAUACAAUUUGAUCCUGUAAUCGAACCCACAAUUUCUGAUGCUCCAGAUACUCAACUAGUCUCAAGAAGGCCAGCUGUAUUGCUUCUUUAAUCAGCACAACAGUUUUCAGCUGUGCUAACAUAAUUGCAAAAAGGUUUUCUAAUGAUCAAUUAGCCUUUUAAAAUGAUAAACUUGGAUUAGCAAACACAACGUGCCAUUGGAACACAGGACUGAUGGUUGCUGAUAAUGGGCCUAUGUAGAUAUUCCAUAAAAAAUCUGCCGUUUCCAGCUACAAUAGCCAGUUACAACAUUAACAAUGUCUACACUGUAUUUCUGAUUAAUUUGAUGUUAUUUUAAUGGACAACAAAAAAUUGCUUUUCUUUCGAAAACAAGGACAUUUCUAAGUGACCCCAAACUUUUGAACGGUAGUGUGUGUGUGUGUGUGUGUGUGUGUGUCUGUAUAUAUAAUUAUUUUUACAAAUCGGUAUUUGGAGUCCAAGUAUCAAUAUAAUGUUGUCCAACAAUGUCUUAUUGGACAAGUUCAGAUAGUACCUCUCUGUUUUAAGAGCUUUAUCUUCCAUUUCGUGCCAACUGAACACUACCCUAACCAGUGCGUUUCUGUACCUGUGUUCUCUCACGCUCUCUCCCAGGUGAUUGACUUCAAGGAGCUGUGUCAGAUCCUGGAGGUGCCGGAGGUGGAGCCCCACAUGGUGCUCCCCAGCCCCACGGGCCAGCCAGCAGACAUCCACACCUUCCUCUCCUCCCCCUCUAGCAACAGCAAGAGGUGAGUUACUGCCGUUAAGCCACACAAAUGUGAGAUCGGAUUCAUACGGAAAGAGCACAGUGGCUCACUCAACCUAACCUAAAUCGACCCCACUACCCCUCACCUAGACACUUGUGUAGGUUGGCACUCGGAAGGGAUUGGAUAGGUGUCAGCAAUAUAUUGAUUAGCUCCACCUUGUUCUCUUAUAGACCAGGUAGGAUUUUCCUCUGUCCAAUCAUUGCCAAGUGUCUAGGCAGAUGGUAAAGGCUAAGGGUUCCUUUGUGAUUGAGCAACAAUGACCACUCUCACAUAGUCUUUUAUGGUGGCUGUCCAGCGCUGGUCUCAUCCAAAAAAGUGCUUUCAUACCCAAAUUGUUUGUUUAUGCUGUACCGAGUAAUUGCCAUCUGUCCACUAGAUGACCACAAUGGAAAUAAAUAUUAAACUUUUGUGUCACCCUUGAUGACUUUAUUCAUGAAGGUUUUUAAAAAUUGUUAAUAAACUAAACUAAGAAGACUCAAUAGCUAGGUUUCCAUCAAAUUGGUGACAGAUUUUCAUGCAAAUAUUAAAAAAUCUGCUUAAAGAAAAUUAUUUUUUUUCCCCUCACAAUUUGUUUCCACCAAACGGACUGCGUGAUGACGUAGUGCACACAAUGUACUUUUUCGCUUACCUUUUCAUGUACCGAAUAAAAAUCUAAAAUUCAAUGCGUUUGUCACGUUUUCAACUCUACUGAUAGUUUUGUCACAAACUGUUAACCUCUUAAGGAUCGGACCCUUUAUUUCAAUUUCUGCCUAAAAUGACAUACCCAAAUCUAACUGCCUGUAGCAAGGAUAUGCGUAUUCUUGAUACCAUUUGAAAGGAAACACUUUGAAGUUUGUGGAAAUGUGAAAUUAAUGUAGGAGAAUAUAACACAUUAGAUCUGGUAAAAGAUAAUACAAACAAAAAAACAUGCGUUUUCUAUUUAUUUUGGUUCCAUCUUUGAAAUGCAAGAGAAAGGCCACAAUAUAAUAUUGCAGUUUAGGCACAAUUUAGAUUUUGGCCACUAGAUGGCAGCAGUUUGUGUGCGAAGUUUCAGAUUGAUCCAGUGAAGCAUUGCAAUACUGGACUAUUUUGUAUUAAGUCUGCCCAAGUGUGCCGAAUUGGGCAAUUGAUACAUUUUCAAGUACAUAACUAUAGAGAACAUACUAAAAUUAUAUGGUAAUACAAAAUGUAAGUGUACACACUCCCAGGAAUGUCAUAUAUGAUGGAUCAUUAGCUUAUACACUAACUUUCACACAUCUAGAUGGCCGGGCGGGGUGGGUGUUGAGCCAGAGAGAGCAGGGUUCAAACUGUAGAACCCAGUUCCUACAUUUGAAUAUAAAGAUGGAUUUUAUCAAACAAAACUAUGCUACAUUUUAUCUCUGGGACCCUUAGGAUGACAAAUCAGAGCAAUAUUACUGAAUGUAAGUAGAUUAUUUACCUUCAGAGGUGAAUGUAUCAAACCAGUUACCGUGAUACGUUUUUUGUUAUUGUGCACUCUCCUCAAACAAUAGCAUGGUAUUUUUUCACUGUAAUAGCUACUGUAAAUUGGACAGUGUAGUUAGAUUAAUAAGAAUUUAAGCUUUAGAGGUUAAAUAGAAAAUAUGCCUACUCUGGUCUUGGCACGUGCGCUCUAGCCAACAGCCUGCAGUGCGGGUAGGCUAGUCUACAUGAUGAGAUUAUUAUAGAGAAGAGCGAGAAUAUUUUUAUUUGUCAAGCAUCGAUCGUCAUGUCAAUAGAAUAAGACCCUCAAUAUUUAUUGGAAAGGAGCAUCAAGCUCAUCAUCGUGCACUUUCCCCACCCUGUGACGUUCAUCAUAACAUUCUUCUGUAGCCUAAUAAACUGCAUGGUUUCCCAAGUCGUAAUGAGAGGACCACACACCAUAUCGCGUGACUCCAAGUUUACUUCGAUAUGAUGGGUAUUAUAUCAAUAUUUGCGCAUAAAGGUGUUUCCGCCGCCAUUUCUUUCAUAAUUAAUUUUACCAUCACAAGAAGAUCCCACCGUGUCAAAAGAACAAAUUAUCUGUCGGCAUUUAUCAAAUUGUAACGAAACUUCCUGUUUCCAUCACAGCUGUUGUGGUUACUGACUCACUGCAAUCUGCUGUGUUUCUCUCCCCCAGGAGACGGGAGGAGUCCUUGCCUGUGUACCGAGGCAGCUUUGUGGCCACACCCACGGCUGAGCUGUCCACUCAGGAAGAGACCCUGUUGGGGGACAUGCUGGACUGGAGCCUGGACACCUCCUGCUCCGGAUACGAGGGGGACCAGGAGAGCGAAGGAGAGAAGGAGGCCAAGGAGGGAGAGAGUGAGUGGAGGGAAUCAACUACAUGAGUUCUGAUCAUUUAUGAUCACCUCUAUACCAGGGGUGUAUUCACUAGGAACCAAACGGGCAAAAAUGGGCAGGGACCUACCUGAAAUGUGUCCAAUAAGAAACGCCUGUUUUCCAUUGCAAAACUUGCACUAAUGAAUACACCCCAGGCCUAUCUAUAGAUGGGGGGUUAAUGGAAGACGAGUGUGUCAUGCUGGCCAUUCCAACUGGUUUACUAGAUGUAGUGACAUCACUAUGUACUGGAAAACUUAGUCAGACAUGAUUGUCCUGAUGUGGGGUACAGACCAGACUGCUCAGAGGCAGACACACAUGCAAAACGCAGCAUCAUAUGAUGCAAAAUGCAUCGUACAGGCUGUAUUUCUGUAUUUUGAAAGUGUAUUGCUGACAUGCACAACAUUUUGUGACUAUAUCAACAAUGGACUAAUGAAACAAAUACCUAGAGUUUUUGUGUGGAGUUUUCUUUUAAGGCAUCCAUAAUUGAUAGUGAUGGGGGGGGGGGGUGCGGGGGGGAGAAUCGAUAGUUGCAUAUCGCAAUAUUUUUGGACGAUUAUUAUAUAGAUAUUUGACUCCCACGUAUUGAUUUGUAAAAAUAAAUAGAAAAUAAAUCUACUGUAGCUAGCGCUAGUCGGCUGUACUGGCGCCAAAUCUCCGGUAUUUGUCGUCCUAUAGCUUGUUCUCAAUCUUUUUAAAUAGAGACAUAUUUUCAGCACUUUUAUUUCCGUGACUGAUCAAAACUCGUUUUCUUAUGUUCUCUUGUCUCUCUGCAGCAGACAGUGAGCAAUAUGUUGGGAACAUCAAAUCGUAAUAUAAUUGCAGUAUCAAAUCUCAAUACGUUGAGAAUCGUAAUACAUAUAGAAUCGUGUAUCGUGAGGUCCUUGGCAAUUCACAGCCCUAAUAAUUGACAUGGGUUGGAUUUUUGUUCACAGUAAGUCAAUACACUCACUAUGAUAUGCCGCCAAGCUAACGGUCUCUUCUUCUGUGCAGCCUCCGUUCUGGCCAUGACACUGGAGCUAGCAACAGAGCCCGAGGACUCCAAACUGCACUGCAGAGCCCUCUCCAGCGACGAUGACAGUUUCUGUGAGGGGGACAAAGAGGAAGGGGAGGGGAGCGCCAUGAGCCGACCGCAAGAGCCCCUCUCCUCCUUCAUCACAACCGACCUCCACAGCUCGGGCUACUCCUCUGUCCAGAGUGUCAGUCCUUGCUCCAACUCCUCUUCCCUCCUGAUGCCCUGCACCUUCACGGCGGUGCCCCCCACGCCAGACUCUGCCUCCAGCGCCACGGUGGCUCUGCCCGGGUUCCGCCUCCUGGUGCCGGUGCAAAGACCCCGGGCUGCAGCGGCUGCAGCUCGCAGACAGGUGAAGAGGAAGAACGCAGCAGCGCACAGCGGAGGAGAGAUGGAGAGGGAAGGGGAGGAUGAAGAUGAAGAGGUGGUAUAUGCCUCAAGUGUAGGUUUCCUAAGCCUAUAAGAACUGACUUAACUGACAGUUGAAUGGAUCCUGAUGUUUUUCUACCACCUUGCCUUAACUUCACCCUCUUUUGCCAUGGUCGUGUUCAUUAGGCACCAAA
This is a messenger RNA of Coregonus sp. 'balchen', 20984 nucleotides long. The record is from the annotation of a GenBank genome assembly. NCBI's taxonomy places the organism in Eukaryota, Metazoa, Chordata, Actinopteri, Salmoniformes, Salmonidae.